Molecule: messenger RNA, 5476 nt
Organism: Pimephales promelas (fathead minnow)
Lineage: Eukaryota; Metazoa; Chordata; Actinopteri; Cypriniformes; Leuciscidae
Gene: fam135a
Product: family with sequence similarity 135 member A
Biological process (GO): lipid metabolic process
Source: RefSeq, a predicted model, not a curated record
GAUAGUGACCGGCGGUGUUGUACCGGCUUGUUGUGAGCGCCUCCCUUAAACUCACUCUAACAGCAAGUUUAGACAAUAUUUAUGAUCUACGACUCUCGCCGCACACCUUACGGAGAUGUGACUCAUUUUUCAUCCAAUCCGAGCGAUCUGGACUUUUAAGUCUUUGCUGUGAGGACGGGACAUAACAGAAUUUUAAUCGACAUGCAGAGGAAUUAAGCAGCGUAGUGAUCGGAGCGUCGAGGCGGGAUCGCUCUGAAAUCCAGGCCGCGGAUUGAGGCCCAAAUUCCCGAAGCGGAUACACGAUUGUGUUGAUCAGUUAACAUGAAGAGAGAAGAUACUGAACCGAGUCACUGUCAGGACGGUUUUGCUGCAGAUCGUUUGAGACAGGCCGUCCUCCAGCCCUGAAUCGAGCAUGACGGAGGUCCAGGCCACGGUGGAGUUCUCUUGUGAGCUCCACAAGUUUUAUAAUGUGGAUCUCUUCCAAAGAGGGUUCUAUCAGAUCCGAGCUGGUGUGAAGGUGCCGCCACGGAUCCCGCAGAGGGUGGAGGCCAGUCUGCUGCAUCCUAUUGGUUCAGAUCUGGCUUUCCCAGCAACAGUUCAAGAUGAUUUGGGCUGCAGCAAAACCUUUCAGAUCCUUUACAAAAAUGAGGAGAUAGUAGUCAAUGAUGUCCUCGUAUUCAAAGUGAUGAUGCUGCUAGAUGCAAAGAAGGUGGAAGAGUCCUUAAAUGAAAUGGACUUUCAGCUGUCUUUGGACUUGUUUUUCACCGAUGGCGACUACUCGCCUGAGGACCCUAGUUCUCUCCAGAGCAUCAGCAGUCGGACGCUGCGUUUGCACUUUAGCCUCCACAGAGGCAUCCACCAGCACGUCAACGUCAUGUUUGACUACUUCCACCUGUCUGUCAUCUCUGCCACUAUCCACGCAUCACUAGUGGCCCUGCAUCAACCUCUAAUCAGUUUCCCACGACCAGUUAAAAGCACCUGGCUGAAUCGUAACGCUCCGGCACAGAGCAAAGACUCUCUCAUCCCACCACUGGAAUCUGUGGUGUUCGGCACCACCUACGUCAAGCAGCUGUCACCAGAUGGCAAAACCUUUCUGGUAUCGGAUCAGUGCCUACAGCAUGCCUUCAGCCUGCACCAGAACAUGUGUGCCAGCUUGCUGCAGGCGUAUCAGGGCCUGUUCUGUUAUUUAACCUCCCUGGCCAAGAAUCUGCCCGCAUCCCAGCGAUUGGAGCUAGCCAAGCCCAGCAUGCAGGUCCUUUAUGAACGAGUUCUCAGAAGACCUUAUCCUCGAGACCAAAGGCACGUCUACAUAGAAAAACUUGAUGUGGAGGUCCGACUUAAUGAGCUUUGUGAACAAGUCAAGCAGAGGGCAGAGAGCCCAGAUGAGUUGGCUGAACUGGUGAACAUGAACUUGGCGCAGCUGUGCUCUCUGCUUAUGGCAUUGUGGGGGAAUUUCCUGGAAGUGGUGUCACUGAAUGAGCGCGUCUCUGCACUGUUGGCCCAGGAGCACCACACACUACGGGUGCAAAGAUUUGCAGAAGCUUUCUUUUGUCUUGAACACCCAAGACAAAGUGCGCUGGCCUACCAGGAACUGCAUGCUCACAGUCACCAACAGAUGACCACAGCUAUUAAGAACUCGUCCUACUUCCUGUCUUUACCACCUCUUCCUGUUGAAUGUGCUGAUCUGGAUGGGGAUGUGAACUCCCUACCAAUCAUCUUUGAGGACAGAUAUUUGGAAUCCAUUACUGAAGAUCGUGAUGGUCCAUGGCUUGGUCUCCACAACACCAGAAGUGGCUCUAUGUCCACGAAAGCAGAAAGGUCCAACUCAAAAGACUGCAUUGCUAGUGGAUUGGGAGCCCUUGGUCCAUGCCCAGAUAAGCAGCAAACUGUCCUCGCCACCGCUUGGCCUGAACAAAAUGAGCCUCCCCUCAAAUCCAAAGCCAAAUCCAUCAAGCUGAAGAAGAAUGCCAAGACUGAAAACUCAAAGAAGCUGAUCAGGCAGACCUCGAAAGACUCUGUGGUCCUCACAGGCUACAAGAACUUGAAGGUUCCUCGUGGGGAACCGACCACCAAGUCCAAAGACGUUGAUGCUCAGUGCAAUCCGAAAGACGAUCUAGAUGAUAUAGGCAAAUGUAUCCUCCAAAAUGAAACCGCAACCACGCAUUGUGCUAAAGACUGCACCACAAGCGACAUUCAAGGUAACGUCAGUGUCCAGAGCGACGGCUUUUCCAAUCUUUUGUGUUUGCAAAUGCAGGCAAGGCCCCAGGCAGGUACUGGAGCAGAAGCCACACAGAGUGCAGCUGCCAGAGUUGAUUUGACACAUCCACCUGCUGGGCUCAGACAUAUUGAUGUUAAACCAAGCGACAAGGACCCCUACCAGGGUGAUAAGGUCACCAUUCUCUUACCGCACCACUCAGAUCCAACCGCCAAGAGGGAUGUUCCAGAGAUCACACAGACCGAUUUCUCUGAGUUCAAGAGUCGAGUUGGGGAUGGCCCCACGUUUGUCGGAGCUUGUGGAGCUGCACUGAGGAGUGAUUGUGUUCCUCAAGCCUCCUCCAGGCUCUCAGACUCUGGAAUCGAGAGUGAGCCCAGCUCUGUGACACAGCUAGCACCGUUUUCUCCUUCUCCUUUUGCUGCUUCUGGCCUCGAGGCACCUACAGAGCUUACUCCACAGAGCACCCACCAGAGACCACCUCCGCUCAGCCCUGCCUCCAGAACAACCACUGCGUUGGAGGGCCUCAAUCCGGAGAGCACCAGCGGCAUCAGUGGAGUCCAGUCUUCCCUUACCUCCAUUAACUCCCUCCCCUCGGAUGAUGAGGUGGAGACAGAGGACACUAGCAGGAAGUCCAGCAUCCUGGUGCAGGAACAGAGUCUCAUCUUUUCAGGAGAAUCUCACAGCCUCCUGCAACCGAGCUCUAGAGUUUUGGCCCAACAAAAAAUCAGUCAUGGAGAUGGGCCUGUGUCACACGAUGAGCACUCUGCUCUCCAGUCCUGCUGUGAAACUUCUGCUCCUGACAGGCUGACGGGAUCUACCGAGACAGAUUUUCCUAGUGGUUUAGGUAUGGGGCCAGAAGCAUGUAGUGAGCCUCAGACGGCCGCCCAGUCCAGUACGUCAGUCACUAGCAGCACGGACCUGGUGAAGAAAGGCUUUGUGGAGAACUACUUUGGCUCUCGCUCUAGCACUGAUAUAUCUGAGAUCAGCCCAUUGGAGACUGCAGCUGUGACACUGGGGAUUCAGACUUGCCCCAAUGCUAAUGACGAAGAGGAUGAGGAAGAGGAGCAGGAAAGUGAAAUGAUUGAGAACGGUUACUAUGAGGAAACAGAUGGGCUGGUUUAUGCUAAUGGACUCCCAGGGGAGGAAGGGAGGUGUGAGGAUGGGGGAGCAGAGGGAAAAACCCUUUUUUAUGAUCACCUGGGUUUGGAACAGCUCCAGGAAACAUACAUAUCCUCAGCCGGCCUGCAGACACGGCCUCCUGGACCAGCUCCAACCAGCAACGAUCUGUGCUGGUACAAGAGUGCCCCUACUGCUCAGAUGACAGCGUUCGUCCAAGCAAAAGAAGAGCUGAAGCAACUAAAGUUGCCGGGGUUCCUGUACAGUGAUGUGGCAGAUCUGGCGUCCACUGUGCCAUAUUUCAGCAUGGAUGAAGAUGAAAACUGUGAUGAGGGCAUACACCUCAUAGUGUGUGUACAUGGCCUGGAUGGUAACAGUGCAGAUCUGCGUCUAGUGAAGACUUAUCUGGAGCUUGGUUUACCUGGUGCUCGAAUAGAUUUCCUAAUGUCAGAGCGCAAUCAGAAUGACACAUUUGCAGAUUUUGAGUCAAUGACAGACAGACUUUUGGAUGAAAUAGUGCAGUACAUACAAAUCUAUAACCUCACAGUUUCCAAAAUAAGUUUUGUGGGUCACUCUCUGGGAAAUCUGAUCGUGCGCUCUGUGCUGACGCGGCCCAGGUUUAAAUGUUAUCUUAGCAGACUCCACACGUUUCUGUCUCUAUCUGGACCUCAUCUCGGCACGCUGUACAACAGCUCGGCCCUCGUCAAUACCGGGUUGUGGUUUAUGCAGAAGUGGAAGAAAUCUGGCUCUCUGCUGCAGCUGACCUGCCGUGACCAUUCAGACCCACGCCAGACCUUCCUCUAUAAGCUAAGCAAGAAAACAGGUCUUCAGUUCUUUAAGAACGUGGUGUUGGUGGGGUCCCUUCAGGACCGUUACGUCCCUUAUCACUCUGCCCGAAUCGAGAUGUGCAAAACAGCCUUAAAGGACAAACAGACUGGUCCAGUGUAUGCCGAGAUGAUCGAGAACCUUCUACUCCCUGUGCUUCAGAACAAAGACUGUAACCUGGUGCGUUACGAUGUCAUCCAUGCGCUGCCCAACACCGCCAACUCCCUGAUUGGCCGGGCAGCCCACAUCGCCGUCCUGGACUCUGAGAUUUUCCUGGAAAAGUUCUUCCUUGUGGCAGGGCUCAAGUUCUUUCAGUAACCUCGCUAGAUCGGAAGCGAAUACCUCACUGCAAACGGACAUAUUUCUGGUUAUUUUUUUCCUCACGGUUUUAAGUAUGCUCUUGGAGGUAGAGCAUAAUAUAUCAGUGUUAUUUUUCUUGUUGAUUUUAUUUCUAUUUAGUCUGUUGUGAAUGUGGAAUUUAUCAUUUUUAUUUUUCUACUGCAAUUUUUUUUUUUAUAAUUCUAUUAUGUAUGAAUAUAUAAUAUGUUUUAUUCAUUAUUAGGAAAAUCAAACCUCUUUAUGGUAUUUUUGUUCAGUGUUAUUUAUGUACAACGUUAAUUUACGUACCAUUUUCGUUUAACAAUUCGUUCUAUUAAACUUUCUUAUGCUGAACUGGAAAUGUAGCUGCUAAAAAAGGAUGAACUAUUUAUUCGGGAUGGAGAUCCAGGUCAUCUUCAUGGUGAAUGCACGUUCACUUGAACAUUCUGGCAUCUAGGGUUGGCUGGCAUCUGAACUGCAUAAAACAUUGUUUUCUAUUAAGAAAUUGCCAUUUGACUACACAUUUUUUUACAAACCUUUUUUUAAUGUCAAAGGCUUCCUGGACCUGGACGAACGUGAUUGUAGCUGAAAUGAAGCACCCUUGGACCGUGUGACGGUUUUAUACUAUGUCUCUGGUGCCCAUUGCAUUCUCAUGCACAAUCUAUCAACCCAGCCUGGCGUUGGGUGGAGGAAACACACGCUUGGCAUGCUAGCAUUUUCUUUUUAUUUCAAGGGGUACAGGUAACUUAUUAACAGUGGGCCAGGUGUGUGGGAUAGAAGGUUAGCCAGUUUAAAACAGCACAAAUCCUAGUAAUCGGAUCACAAUUUGGGGAAAGUAUUUAUGUACGGUUUCCUGUAGAGGAGUUAAUUUGAUGCUUGUGUGGAAAAAAAACAAAAACAAACAAACAUUGAAUUUUUCCUGUUUUUGUUAAAAUAGUUUUGUAACAUUGACUACACAUUUCAUUAAAUGUAUUCGCAAUAAAUGUUUUUGUCCUCUUUGAA